This is a messenger RNA of Diversispora eburnea, 183 nucleotides long. The record is from the annotation of a GenBank genome assembly. NCBI's taxonomy places the organism in Eukaryota, Fungi, Glomeromycota, Glomeromycetes, Diversisporales, Diversisporaceae.
AUGUCAAUUUCCCAAGUCAAUUCGGAAGAUAUUACUACUGCUACCACAAUAAAUUUAGGUGAUGAUGAUAAAAUUAGUGAAGAAGGAAAUAAAGAAUCUAAAUUAGAAAUUAGUUUUAAAAUUUUUAUUAAACUUGCGUAUGAAACUUUUAUACCAACAAAACAGUACAAAGAAAUUGCGUAG